Molecule: messenger RNA, 1221 nt
Organism: Chenopodium quinoa (quinoa)
Lineage: Eukaryota; Viridiplantae; Streptophyta; Magnoliopsida; Caryophyllales; Amaranthaceae
Exons: 2
Coding region: 506-1012 (168 amino acids)
Source: RefSeq, a predicted model, not a curated record
UCGUUCAUCUUCCUCACUUAGAAAACUUGAACUCGGAGAAUUGGAGAGCAUGCAUUUUGCGAAGGACAUCCAUCCAAAAAAAUCGAGCGACUUUCUGAAAUCUGGGUUUUGGGUUAAUUUCUAGGGUUUAAACUAACAAUUUAGGGGGUUUUCGGGGGAUUAUUUGGUGAAUUUCAAGGGACUUGUUGAAGAAGAUUCAUAGGUUUGCUAGGUUGAUUUCAAUCAAAUCCUCUACGUAAGGCUUCAAUUCGCCUUUAUCUGAAGAAAAUUACAACAUAUAACUCGAAUCAAAGCCAGGGAUUAGAAGACUGACUUGGUGAGACUGGCUACUAGAAGGGAAUAAUGUGAGAGUUGGAAGGAUGAGUCAAGGACCUGUAAAUGUUUGAAGGCUAGAGAUGGAGAGUAUGAGGUGUUGGAUGGGAAAUUUGUGCUACCUAGCAACUUAAAGGAGAAAACUUGUUCCUGUAAUGUAUGGCAACUGUCUGGAUUGCCAUGCAAGCAUGCUAUGAGGGCAAUUUUACAUGCAAAUGAAGAUCCUAAGAAGUAUGUGACUGAAUGGUACUCCUUGAGAAGGUAUUGGCUGACUUAUGCCAACACCAUGAAGUCCAUCCCAGAUGUUGAAGAAUGGCCUGACAAUACCUAUCCAGAAAUAGCCCCAUCCAAUAUGAAAAGAGGUAUUAGCAGACCUGCAAGAAACAGAAGAAUGGAGGAAGGUGAGCAGGCAAAGGGAAAAAGGUCCAAGACUGUAAAGUGCAGCAAAUGCCAAAAUUAUGGCUAUUACUGUCAGACAUGCCAAGGUGGUCUUACUGGGAAAGAAAAAGCAGCAAUGGUUGUAACUGCAGGGCAGAAGAAGAAGCAGGCCUCAAAAUCAAAGCCAAAGGGGGUGUCUCUGUCACAACCUGAUCCAACAACAAUUGCUUCAACUUCACACCCAAGAAGAACCUCACCAAGAACAAGGAAGGGUGUCUCGAUCUGCCUCUCAGUCUGCUUAGUUGACUAUCAUUUUCAAUAAUAGUUGGUUUUUGAACAUAUUUGAAAGUCCUGAUGUAUUUUGUCUAAGUUUUUGAUGUUCUGAGCACAAGACAGUAGUUAGUAGACUCAGCUUUGAUACGGCAGUAACUUAUGUUCAGCUGGAUUGCAUAAGUAUCAUUUUAAUCUAAGCUUGGGUUGCAAUUAACUUAUGUUUUUGUCUAGAAUUUUGCAAUGGUAUCAUGUUGUUUU